ACCCCGGGACCCUGAGCAGUGAGCACUGCACCAUUCAUUCGCCAAGCGCAUCUCAUCUCCCAGCAUCUAGAACUAGAAGAAGAACUACCAAUUCAGAUUUGUUUGCAAAAUCAAACCCCCGAUCUGAACAACAACUGACAAGCCAGCGACGAUGCCUUCGGAGUUCACCGCCGCCGCCGCGAGGAAGAAGCAGCCGGCCUUGCAGAUCCGGCAGGUGUGGGCCGACAACGUGGAGCAGGAGUUCAAGCUCAUCCGCGCCGCCAUCGAGCACUUUCCCUACGUGUCCAUGGACACGGAGUUCCCCGGCGUGGUCUACCGCCCCAGCAAGCACCCCGCCGCCCUCACCGCCGCCGAGCGCUACGCCCUCAUCAAGGCCAACGUCGACGCGCUCCACCUCAUCCAGGUCGGGCUCACCUUCGCCGCCUCGCCGACGUCGCCGCCCGCUCUCGCCUUCGAGAUCAACCUCCGUGAGUUCGACCAGCGCGUGCACCGCCACUCGCCCGACUCCAUCCGCCUCCUGUCCUCCAACGGCCUCGACCUCGCCGCGCACCGCGCUCGCGGCGUGGACGCGCGCUCGCUCGCGGCGCUCCUCAUGUCGUCAGGACUGGUGUGCAACCCGGACGUGGUUUGGGUGACCUUCCACUCGGCCUACGACUUCGGAUACCUGGUCAAGCUGCUCAUGGGACGGAAGCUGCCAAAGUCCAUGGCGGAUUUCCUCAACUAUGUGCGCGUAUACUUCGGACAGCUGUAUGACGUGAAGCAUAUGAUGAGGUACUGUGGCGACCUCUUCGGCGGGCUAGAGCGUGUGGCGGCGACGCUCAAGGUAGAGCGCGCGGCGGGGCGGUGCCACCAGGCCGGCUCCGACAGCGUGCUCACAUGGGACACGUUCAGGCAGAUCAAACAGCUCUACUUCGUCAAGGAAGGCGUCCAGAGUUGCGCCGGAGUGCUCUUCGGGCUGGAGCUCGAGGACACCAAGACCAAGGUGGCCUAUGCGCAUAGAUGAACAAGAGAGGUCCUUGGUUCUCUUGUGCAGAACUCAUUUGCUCCUCCCUUGUGUAGCUCUCAAACUGAAUUUGGGACAUUAACAUGAAAAAAAUGGUUCUUUGGUUGGUUAA
Molecule: messenger RNA, 1115 nt
Organism: Phragmites australis (common reed)
Lineage: Eukaryota; Viridiplantae; Streptophyta; Magnoliopsida; Poales; Poaceae
Product: probable CCR4-associated factor 1 homolog 11
Exons: 1
Coding region: 152-1003 (283 amino acids)
Cellular component (GO): CCR4-NOT core complex; CCR4-NOT complex; P-body
Molecular function (GO): nucleic acid binding; poly(A)-specific ribonuclease activity
Source: RefSeq, a predicted model, not a curated record